AUGAAGGUCAGUAACUUAGUUUUAAUAUUAAUUAGUAUAUUCUCCAUGGCGCAGGCAUCUUCUCUAUCAUCAUACAUUGUAACCUUCCCGAAGCCUGAUACUAUUGCAACGGACCAAGACAGCAUUAUUGAAGAUGUCAAGAAGUUUGUGAUAGACGUAGGCGGGACCAUUACGCAUGAGUAUAGUUUGAUAAAGGGGUUUACUGUGGACCUGCCUGAUAGUGAACAGGUGCUGGACAGCCUGAAGGAAAAAUUAGACUAUAUUGAGGAUAAGUUCGGCACUAAAUGUAACUUAGAGAAGGAUUCUGAGGUUCAUGCUUUGAACCGUGAUCAUUUGGUUGCCUAG
Molecule: messenger RNA, 345 nt
Organism: Saccharomyces kudriavzevii IFO 1802
Lineage: Eukaryota; Fungi; Ascomycota; Saccharomycetes; Saccharomycetales; Saccharomycetaceae
Exons: 1
Coding region: 1-345 (114 amino acids)
Biological process (GO): vacuole fusion, non-autophagic
Molecular function (GO): endopeptidase inhibitor activity
Source: RefSeq, a predicted model, not a curated record